Messenger RNA from Echinops telfairi (small Madagascar hedgehog), 2079 nucleotides. RefSeq names its product acyl-CoA synthetase medium chain family member 3 (gene ACSM3). Gene Ontology annotation, cellular component: mitochondrial matrix. The record is from RefSeq and is a predicted model, not a curated record. Gene Ontology annotation, molecular function: fatty-acyl-CoA synthase activity; fatty acid ligase activity. Bases 122 to 1909 code for a protein of 595 amino acids. NCBI's taxonomy places the organism in Eukaryota, Metazoa, Chordata, Mammalia, Afrosoricida, Tenrecidae. Gene Ontology annotation, biological process: acyl-CoA metabolic process; fatty acid biosynthetic process. The transcript has 14 exons.
UGUCUGUCUACUCCCUCUCUUCUUCGAGUUCCCGCAAGCAGAUGUGACAGUGACGUGUCAGUCUUGUCCUAGAAAAGAAGGCUGUCAGUCUUGAAUGGAUCCGUCGCUGUAGAAAUCCUGAAUGCUAAAACAUCCACCCAGACUCAUGCCACCUCUUGUCACCAUGAAGAUUGUACUUCAUGCCAAGUAUUUUCAGCACUCAGCCAUCGCGGUUUCUAUUAGAACGUUAUAUAAAGAUUAUAGAACAAUGGCCCCUCAGAAUUUCUCCAAUUAUGAAUCCAUGAAACAGGACUUCACACUGGAGAUCCCAGAAUAUUUCAACUUUGCCAAAGAUGUCCUGGAUCAAUGGACCAAGAUAGAAAAGGCUGGCAAGAGACCUUCUCAUCCAGCCUUCUGGUGGAUAGAUGGGCAUGGAGAAGAGGUGAGAUGGAGUUUUGAGGAACUGGGAUCUCUGUCCAGGAAAUUUGCCAAUAUUCUUACAGAAGCCUGUGCCCUGCAAAGGGGAGAUCGAGUAAUUACAAUCCUGCCCAGGAUCCCAGAGUGGUGGCUUGCAAAUAUGGCCUGUCUCCGAACAGGGACAGUUUUAAUUACGGGAACCACUCAAUUGACGCAAAGAGACAUCCUCUACAGGUUACAGUCAUCCAAAGCCAAGUGCAUUAUUACCAAUGACGUUUUAGCACCAGCUGUCGAUGCUAUUGCACCUAAAUGUGAACAUCUGCACUCCAAGCUCAUUGUCUCUCGAAACCCCAGAGAAGGAUGGAGAAACCUCAAGGAGAUGAUGAAACAUGUCAGUGAUAAACACACCUGUGUGAAGACAAAGCACAAUGAGCCAAUGGCCAUUUACUUUACCAGUGGAACCAGUGGAUCUCCUAAGAUGACCGAACACACCCACGGCAGUUUUGGUAUAGGGUUAUCUGUAAAUGGAAGGUUCUGGCUGGACUUGACACCCUCCGAUGUGAUGUGGAAUACCUCAGACACAGGCUGGGCAAAGUCUGCCUGGAGUAGUGUCUUUUCUCCAUGGAUCCAGGGAGCAUGUGUAUUUGCACAUUAUUUGCCACGCUUUGAGCCAACUUCUAUUGUGCAAACUCUCUCCAAGUUUCCCAUCACUGUCUUUUGUUCGGCUCCAACUGCAUACCGAAUGCUUGUUCAGGAUGAUUUGACUAGAAACUGUAAGUUCAAAAGCUUAAAGCACUGUGUGAGCGCUGGAGAGCCAAUCAACCCUGAAGUGACUGAACAAUGGAAAAGCAGGACAGGCCUGGAUAUCUAUGAAGGAUAUGGACAGACUGAAACGGUGCUGGUCUGUGGAAAUUUUAAGGGAAUGAAAAUUAAACCUGGCUCAAUGGGAAAGCCUUCUCCUGCUUUUGAUGUUAAGAUUUUAGAUGUAAAUGGCAAUGUUCUACCUCCUGGACAAGAAGGAGAUAUUGGGAUUCAAGUUCUACCUCAACGACCACUUGGCCUUUUCACUCGAUAUGUAGAUAAUCCUUCAAAAACAGCUUCAACUCUACGAGGCAAUUUCUACAUCACCGGAGACAGGGCUUAUAUGGAUGAAGAUGGUUAUUUCUGGUUCGUUGCAAGAUCAGAUGAUGUCAUAUUAUCCUCUGGCUACCGAAUCGGGCCGUUUGAAGUAGAAAGUGCGCUGAUUGAGCACCCUGCGGUUGUGGAAUCAGCUGUUGUCAGCAGUCCAGAUGCCAUCAGAGGAGAGGUAGUAAAAGCUUUUAUUGUUCUGAAUGCUGAUUACAAGUCAUGUGACCAAGAGCAAUUAAAAAAGGAGAUUCAGGAGCAUGUAAAGAAGAUGACGGCACCUUACAAAUAUCCCAGAAAGGUAGAAUUUAUUCAAGAGCUGCCAAAGACCGUCAGUGGGAAGAUAAAAAGAAAUGAACUGAGAAAAAAAGAGUGGGGAGGAACUUAAAUUCAUACAUUCCAUUAAUUACCGCAGUGCCUCUACGCCAAAGAUUCUGUAAUAUCCACAAGAUUAUGGAGAAAUGAUAAAAAAUUGCAGUAUGCUUAUAUCACUGAUUUAAAAUAUCUUAUGGUUAUGACAUCGAGAAUGGAUUUUGAAAUACAACAAUCUGUAAAGAU